Molecule: messenger RNA, 504 nt
Organism: Aspergillus japonicus CBS 114.51
Lineage: Eukaryota; Fungi; Ascomycota; Eurotiomycetes; Eurotiales; Aspergillaceae
Exons: 2
Coding region: 1-504 (167 amino acids)
Source: RefSeq, a predicted model, not a curated record
AUGUCGCGACUUGGAAACGAGCAGGUGUAUACCUGUGCCUGGAGUCCCCCGGACACUUUCCCCCUCCUCUCGCGGGAAUGUCUUGAUCUGAAGGGCCUUCUGCAGCGCACGCCUUCCUUCCUCGGAUGCAACCUUCUGCCUGAAGAUACCCCGAUUCCCUUGAAAUUACUCGAAAAGGAAUCUCAAGAAGGCCAGUACGCUCUUGUCUCGAGCUGCCGCUCAAUCUGGCGGACUUCCUCAGACCCCGAACAAUGCCCCUUACCACCUAAAGCCAUGCCCGCCCAGCUUGUAGUAGGCGUGCAGAGCUCACUCACCGUGCAUCUGUCCGACUCGACACCUUUGACGCAGUGGCCGGGUACGCAGGGCAUUCUGAACGAGGACGAAGGCAACUACAUUGCCGUCUUGUUCCUGGCUUGGGCCUAUAUCCUGUCUGCGCAGUGGGCGGAGAUCAUGCAGAGGGUGGCUGGGUGUACGGUUCACCUUUCUCCGCCUGACGAGAAUUAA